AUGGCACCACCAAACGCCUCGGUCAUUGUGAAUCGCACAAGUAUCGCCGCAGUCGGCAAGACAGGCAAAGGUGCUGGCGUCAUGAGGGUCUACACUCAGGACGUGUAUGGAGGAAUUCGAGAAGCCGGAUACAAUGGAUCCGGGUCUUCUUGGUGGGGUGGAGACACUGUCAUCGCCACGGGCAAGAUCAGCUCACCUAUUGCUGUUGCCGCCACGCCAGGCCUUGAGCACAUUCGUCUCUAUUACAUCACUACUGAUUUCAAGCUUGCUGAACUCUGCUAUGACGAGUCGGAUAGCGGCAAGGGAUGGUUCAGCGGAGAGCUGAGCGGCAAAAACUACCCUAUCGCGCCUUACUCCCAGAUCGCUGCCACCUACUUGGCCGUCGAUGACCUGAAAAUUCGCGUCUAUGUGCAAGCGCCUGACAACUCCGUCCAGGAGUACAGCAAUGAUGGAUCAUGGUACAAGGAUCAACACCUGGGCACAGCCUGUCCUGGAAGUAGCAUCGCAGUGACUGCCUACAAAGGUGGUCCAAACGCCAGUCUCCGUGUCUACUACCAAGCCCCCAACCUCGAUCUGAUGGAGAAGGCGCACGACGACGGCGGGCACUGGGAGACGGGGAAGUUCUCCGUGUCCUCCGCCUCGCCCCGUGCUGCCAUCUCCGCCACCAGCUGGACCUCAUCCUCGGGGACCGGAAUCCGCGUCUACUACACCGGGCCCGACGACACGAUCCUCGAGAAGUGCAACGACGGGAGCUGGUACGACGGCGCCUUCAACCAGGAGUCGAUCCCAGGCUCGCAGGUCGGAUGUCUGUCGUGGUACGCGGCGAGCUCGAAGGCGCCCGAGAUCCGCGUCUAUUUCCAGAACGGCAUCCAGGUCACGGCCGUCUCCGAGUGGAAGUGGCAGGACGGGUGGAACGCUGGUAUCACUGCCCUUCCUCCUGCUGGAAAGUAG
Messenger RNA from Drepanopeziza brunnea f. sp. 'multigermtubi' MB_m1, 951 nucleotides. RefSeq lists its product as uncharacterized. The record is from RefSeq and is a predicted model, not a curated record. Lineage: Eukaryota; Fungi; Ascomycota; Leotiomycetes; Helotiales; Drepanopezizaceae.